AUGGUGAUGGCAAAGGGUCCAGGCCUCUAUUCUGACAUUGGCAAGAAAGCCAGAGAUCUUCUUUACAGGGAUUAUCAGGCUGAUCAUAAAUUCACUAUCACUACUUACACUGCAGAUGGGGUGGCUAUUACAUCGACUGGAACUAAGAAAGGGGAGUUGUUGCUUGCAGACGUUAACACCCAGCUGAAAAACAACAACAUCACAACUGACAUAAAAGUGGAUACCAACUCUAAUGUUUACACGACCAUCACUGUUGAUGAGCCUGCUCCCGGAGUGAAGGGUAUCUUUAGCUUCAUUGUUCCUGAACAAAAAUCUGGCAAGGUGGAACUUCAGUACUUUCAUGAACAUGCUGGAAUUAGUACUAGCCUUGGACUAACAGCAACACCCGUUGUCAAUUUCUCUGGUGUUGCUGGGAACGACACUGUUGUUUUUGGGACCGAUGUAUCAUUUGACACGGCUACUGGGAAUUUUAUUAAAUAUAAUGCGGGAGUUAGUCUCACAACUUCUGACUUAAUUGCAUCCUUGGCACUGAAUGACAAGGGGGACUCCCUUUCUGCAUCGUACUUCCACACAGUAAGCCCAUUGACCAACACAGCAGUCGGAGCUGAGUUGAACCACCGCUUUUCGAGCAAUGAGAACACUCUCACCAUUGGGACGCAACAUUCAUUGGAUCCUCUAACCACACUGAAAGCUCGAGUGAACAACUAUGGCAAGGCGAGUGCUCUUAUACAGCACCAAUGGCGUCCAAAAUCUCUCGUCACAGUUUCUGGUGAAGUCGACACAAGGGCACUUGAAAAAAGUGCCAAGAUUGGAUUGGCGGUCGCUCUCAAGCCAUGA
This is a messenger RNA of Fraxinus pennsylvanica, 837 nucleotides long. NCBI's taxonomy places the organism in Eukaryota, Viridiplantae, Streptophyta, Magnoliopsida, Lamiales, Oleaceae. The record is from the annotation of a GenBank genome assembly.